CCCCGGGCUCCACGGGCCAUUCGGCUCUACUCUCCCGGCCUACAAAUCUUCGCGCGCUCUCCGUCAUUACUCGGAGUUUUCCGUGGUUCUCCCUUUGCGCCUGCGUAAUCCCGCCCCGCCCCACGCGCGGGCUCCUGCGCGGGUUGCCACCCGGUGUCCGGCCCGUGGCGCUCAGAUCUCUUCUUCCCGGUCCGGCCCACAGCGCGCGGCGCCAGCACCAUGCUCUUCUACUCCUUUUUCAAGUCCUUGGUGGGCAAGGAUGUGGUCGUGGAGCUCAAGAAUGACCUGAGCAUCUGUGGAACCCUCCAUUCUGUGGAUCAGUAUCUCAACAUCAAACUAACUGACAUCAGUGUGACAGAUCCUGAGAAAUAUCCUCACAUGUUAUCAGUGAAGAACUGCUUCAUCCGGGGUUCAGUGGUCCGCUAUGUACAGUUGCCAGCAGAUGAAGUGGACACACAGUUGCUACAGGAUGCAGCAAGGAAGGAAGCCCUGCAGCAAAAACAGUGAUGGCUCCUACUCCCUUUCCCCUCCCUUGUCCAUUGGUGACCUUCUAACUUCAUGUCCCAGCUAGUGACACAUCCCCCCACACUUGAUUUUUUUAAUAGUUGCUUUUUGUUUUGUUUUUUUUUAACUAAAGGAUUGGGUGGGUGAGAAGAAGAAUAGUAUAAUAAUGGGGGCAACUACCCUCCCCCCUGUUAAGGGGGAUAAAGAGCCUGGGGAACAACAAAGCCUUCCCAGUACUCAGCAUCUGCCUUUCACACUCCUUCCGUGGAUUUGGGAACCUUAGGUCUUUCUAGGGCAGCAUUUGGGGGAUGGAAGGCAUCUGUCCCGCAUCGGGAAUAAAAUUUAUGAUGCAAAAUU
Dipodomys spectabilis (banner-tailed kangaroo rat) is the source of this 861-nucleotide messenger RNA. It is a transcript of the gene Lsm2, whose product is annotated as LSM2 homolog, U6 small nuclear RNA and mRNA degradation associated. The transcript is spliced from 5 exons. NCBI's taxonomy places the organism in Eukaryota, Metazoa, Chordata, Mammalia, Rodentia, Heteromyidae. The record is from RefSeq and is a predicted model, not a curated record. Gene Ontology annotation, cellular component: U6 snRNP; P-body; U4/U6 x U5 tri-snRNP complex. Gene Ontology annotation, molecular function: RNA binding. Gene Ontology annotation, biological process: mRNA splicing, via spliceosome. The coding region runs from base 220 to 507 and encodes 95 amino acids.